CACAUAAAGUGUCCGGGUGAGAAACGCUGCUGCGUAUUUUUCCCUCGUGAGCUCCGUCUUAUCUCGCGUUGUUUUAGUUUGGAGCGGUGGUGAAGUCCUGCACUUUUCCAGCUCACUGAGAACAUGACGCUUAUAACUAUGUCCCAAUGUAGGGCAAGAAGCCUGCAGAGGCUGCUGCGGUGCAAACCCGCGUCAGGAAGCAAGGCAUCCUGCAGCAGACUGGUUUUAGGCAUCGAGACCAGCUGUGAUGACACUGGAGCUGCUGUGAUGGACGAAACUGGAACCAUACUGGGAGAAUCUCUGCAUUCCCAGAAAGAGGUACACCUGAGGAAUGGUGGCAUCAUCCCCACAGUAGCUCAGCAGCUCCACAGGGAAAACAUUGAGCGUGUGGUCCAGGAGGCUCUGGACAGGAGCGGCGUGACUCCAGCUGAGCUCUGCGCCGUGGCCACCACCGUGAAGCCUGGCUUGGCUCUGAGUUUAGGUGUCGGCCUGCAGUUCAGUCAGAGAUUUGUGAGGGAGCACAAUAAGCCGUUCAUUCCUAUCCACCACAUGGAAGCCCAUGCCUUGACCGUUAGAAUGCUCCAUCCUCUAACCUUUCCCUUCCUGGUGCUUCUGGUGUCUGGUGGCCACUCACUCCUGGCUGUAGCUAGAGGAGUCAGGGACUUUCUGCUCCUUGGCCACACGCUUGAUGAAGCUCCAGGGGACACACUAGAUAAAGUGGCCAGACGUCUGUCCCUCAGGAAACACCCACAGUGCUUCACACUGAGUGGAGGGCAAGCCAUAGAGCUUCUGGCAAAGGACGGUGACAGGAAGAGGUUUGGUUUCAGGACACCUAUGGGGCAAACUCCCGACUGUUGCUUUUCUUUCGCCGGACUUCGGAAUCAGAUUACGAUGUUGAUAAAGAAGAAAGAGGCAGAGGAAGGUGUAGAAGAAGGAACUCUUCUGUCAUGUGUGAACGACAUUGCAGCUGCGACUCAGCACACGGUCGCCUUACAUCUUGCAAAGAGGACACAUCGUGCUGUCCUGUUCUGUAAAGCCAACGAUCUGCUGCCUUCAGGCAACCCAACCCUGGUGUUGUCUGGAGGAGUUGCAAGCAACCAGUAUAUCCGUAAAGCUCUGAUGAUUAUCACAGAGGCGACUGGACUACGACUGCUCUGUCCUCCGGCCAAAUUCUGCACCGACAACGGCGUGAUGAUCGCCUGGAAUGGAGUUGAGCGCCUGAGAGAAGGAAACGGGAUCCUGCCGCCAGAUGUGGACGUCAGCUAUGAGCCAAAAGCUCCACUGGGUGUGGACAUCUCAGCGGAGGUGAGGGCUGCCGCCAUCAGGUUACCAUCGAUCCAGUUGAAGAUCCCAAACUGACAGCCAGAAUUCCCUGAAUCCGAGUUUAAACUGUGUGUAUAUAGGAGCUGUUUGUUCUGUUAUUUAUUAAUAAGUAUAUUUUCAUAUGAAAUUUUAUGCUUAAUUGAGUCUGAGAAAUAAACGGAUCCUGUGUGAUAGAAACACUGAGGUGUGAACAUUCAGUGUCUCUUUCCACAGGAGCCACAUUUAAUGAGUUACAUGCUAAUAAAACCCCAACCUGAGGAUCA
Girardinichthys multiradiatus is the source of this 1586-nucleotide messenger RNA. RefSeq names its product O-sialoglycoprotein endopeptidase-like 1 (gene osgepl1). The coding region runs from base 124 to 1359 and encodes 411 amino acids. Gene Ontology annotation, cellular component: mitochondrion. The transcript has 7 exons. The record is from RefSeq and is a predicted model, not a curated record. Lineage: Eukaryota; Metazoa; Chordata; Actinopteri; Cyprinodontiformes; Goodeidae. Gene Ontology annotation, biological process: tRNA threonylcarbamoyladenosine modification.